This is a messenger RNA of Paramecium tetraurelia, 1905 nucleotides long. RefSeq lists its product as uncharacterized. The record is from RefSeq and is a predicted model, not a curated record. Gene Ontology annotation, cellular component: cytoplasmic vesicle. The transcript is spliced from 6 exons. Gene Ontology annotation, biological process: regulation of Rab protein signal transduction. NCBI's taxonomy places the organism in Eukaryota, Ciliophora, Oligohymenophorea, Peniculida, Parameciidae.
AUGACUCUAUUUUCUGAGUUUCUGAUUAUAGGAUAUUAGCCAGAAGAAUAUAAAGAGACGGAAAUCAUUGAAUACUUCCACAUAAACGGAUCAAGUCUCCCAGAUUAUCUUAGAAAUGUAGGCAUUAUGUGCUUUACAAGUGGCUUUGAUGUUAAGUAAGAACAAGAAUAGCAAAAGAAAUCCGAUGACAUAAACAGCAAGAAUUAUUUGCAUCAGUUUGUGAUUACAGAUCAGAGUGGGUAAUUACGAUAUUGCACUUCUCUCGUCGUAUUCGAGAGUUUCAAAAAUGACUUUUACACUCCAUUUGCUUACGUGAUUGUUUCUGAGCAAUCCAACUUGGUUAGAUAAAAAUGUUAUAUGAGAGCAUUGUACAAUGGCAUUUUUGACAGAGUGACAAGAUAUAGAGAUCGUGGAUGGUAAAUGGGAUCAUAGAAAUUAUCUAAUCAAUAAUUAUUUGAAUUCUAUUUGUCUGUCGGAAUCACUAAUUUGGAUGGAUUAUAUUUUGUACCUAAACAAAUCAUGAAGACAAGACAAGAAGUGAUAACAGAUCUAAUUAUUAACAAUCCUAACCAUAAAAACAAUCUGUACAAUAAAGACAUCAGUUUCAAUGUUCUAUUUUCCAAAUUAUCAAUCAAAAGUAUAAUCAAAGUAGUGCAAUCAAUAAUCCUUGAAAAACAGAUCAUUUUAUUCACUACUUAGGUUUGGGACUUAGCCACUAUCACUGAAGCAUUCCUUCAAUUUAUUUACCCUCUCUAAUGGAGAUGCAUUUAUAUACCCUAUCUACCCGCAGAAAUACUUGACACUCUUCACGUUUCUGUCCCUUACAUCAUUGGAGUGCAUUGUAAUCUCAAGGAACGAGUAUUAACACAAUACGACUGCCUAGAUAAGAUUCUCGUUGACUUAGAUCAAGACAGGGUCAUUGGCUGUAAUUUAAUCUUGCCCUUCCCAGAACAACUUGUAGAAACCCUUGUGAAUUAGAGUUCCAAAUUUUCUUAUUAAGAUGAUUCUGAAUUGCUAUAGGUUUAAUGCUGCUUCCUUAAAUUCCAAUUGUAACUCAUCAACAACAUAGUCCCUUACUUUAUUUACUCGGACAUCCUACAAAUAAAACCAAAAAUAGAGGACAUAUUUGAUAAGGAUCUUUACAUUGAAUAAUUUACACCUUUAGAUUAAGAAUUCUACCGGGAAUUCGUGAACAAAACUAUGAUGUUCCAACGCUUUAUUGAAGAAUCCUAUUAAUACUUACAUCAAAAGCAGUUCUUGAAAUAAAACAUCAAAGCAAAUAUUUUCAUUGAUUUACUACUAUUGAUCAACACUUCAGGGUAUUUCAACAUUUACAAAUUGCAAAACAAAGACUUUGAAGCCAAAUUAUUCAGUCUAAUGAAUGAAUCCAAAUCCUUGAUUCCAGAAUCAGAGAAAUCAAUUCAUUCACUCUUUACCUAAUAUCAAAAACAAAUCAGCGACUAUCUAAUUCCUUAAAAGAAAUUUCCUGUCCUUUAAAUCGACAAAUCAAAAAUCAUACAAAUAGAUGCCAUUCAAAAUAGUAUUCACCAAAGCUCACUCAUGUAAAGAAGUACCCAAUCAUAAAAAACCGAUAUCAGCAAUGAAAAUAAAUAGGUCAUCAAUAUACUAACAAUCAAAGUCCACAAAAUUAAUCCUAUUACUAAAUCUCUCAUACAAAAUGAUGUAACUUCUUAAAUUAUUUUGAAAUAUCCUAAAAAAUCUUUGUCAAAACUUAAAAAAACUCUAGCUGACCAAUUACUUAAAUUGGCCCCUGAAGUCAACGUCGAAUACAAGCCAAUUCAAACAUCUUAAAUGCUGAGUGUGAGACAGAGCAAACGAAUAUUUAAUACUGAAGAAAUGGGUUACGUAAGCAUGUAUAGGACUAAAACCUACAAUAUGUACUGA